AUGUUCAUCCAAGAUCUUGAAAGAGAGGGGGUGACGGAAAGAACAGUGAACAGCAAGAAAGGGUGUACAUCAAGACGCUCCCUUGGUUUCUCAAGUUCGUAAGACGCAAGGUAAGGCACUUACCAGAUUCAGCGUCGAACCUCCAGUGAUGGAACCAGCAACAGCCCUGCUGAUUGUGGAUUACUAUGACUACACAAGCCCAGAUCCUCCUUUCCUGGAGACUCCCUCCCACCUGUCCUACACAUCUGUCUUCCUCCCUAUCUUUUACACAGUUGUAUUCUUGACUGGAGUGGUGGGGAAUUUCAUCCUCAUGAUAGCUCUGCAUUUCAAACGCGGCAACCGAAGAUUGAUCGACAUCUUUAUCAUCAACCUGGCUGCCUCUGACUUCAUUUUCCUUGUCACAGUGCCUCUUUGGAUGGAUAAGGAAGCCUCUCUAGGACUAUGGAGGACUGGCUCUUUCCUGUGCAAAGGCAGCUCCUAUGUGAUCUCCGUGAACAUGCACUGUAGUGUCUUCUUGCUCACAUGCAUGAGCAUGGACCGUUACCUGGCUAUCAUGCACCCAGCCUUAGCCAAGAGAUUACGAAGGAGAAGCUCUGCAUAUGCAGUGUGUGCCGUCGUCUGGAUCAUCUCAUGCGUCCUGGGGUUGCCCACUCUUCUGUCCAGGGAGCUCACUCACAUUGAAGGCAAACCAUACUGUGCAGAGAAGAAACCCACGUCCUUAAAACUGAUGUGGGGCCUGGUAGCCUUGAUUACCACCUUUUUCGUCCCCCUCCUGAGCAUUGUGACCUGCUACUGUUGCAUCACAAGGAGGCUGUGUGCUCAUUACCAGCAGUCGGGAAAGCAUAACAAGAAACUAAAGAAGUCCAUAAAGAUCGUUAUUAUUGCGGUGGCGGCCUUCACCGUCUCCUGGGUACCCUUUAACACUUUCAAGCUCCUAGCCAUUGUUUCAGGGUUCCAGCCAGAAGGCCUUUUUCACUCCGAGGCUUUGCAGCUGGCCAUGAAUGUGACUGGGCCCUUGGCCUUUGCCAGCAGCUGUGUCAACCCUCUCAUUUACUAUGUCUUUGACAGCUAUAUCCGCCGGGCCAUUGUACGUUGUCUGUGCCCUUGUCUGAAGACCCACAACUUUGGGAGCAGCACUGAGACAUCGGACAGUCACCUCACUAAGGCUCUUUCCAACUUCAUUCAUGCAGAGGAUUUCAUCCGGCGGAGGAAGAGAUCUGUGUCACUCUAAAAGGAACUGUGACAUGUCAAGCUCUGUUGGCACUCUUUGGAAGCUGGGGUUUGUCAGCAGCAGAGAAAGAGAAGAGCAUUAAAGAUGACAUUCAUUUUGAUUCAUAAAUCCAAGGAAGUGUUGGCUUUUUUUAAAAAGCCUCCCUGAAGAGCUCUUGUGCUGUGGGUCUAAUCAGAACAUAUGCAGUGUGUUCACCUUAAAGGUCUUCUUACUUGGUAAUCCAGCCAACCAGACAACAUACAAACUCCACUGUCUUUGAACUCAAAGGCUGUUUUCUUCAUGCAUGCAUUGGGACCUUUCUGAACCAUCCGCUGUUUGUACUGGGCUAUGUUUGGACGAGACAUUUUGAUCUGGUAAGAAGUGUAGUGGGAUGCUGGAUAACAAAAGCAAAAAUACUUGUACUCUGUAACUCACUGUCCCCGAGUUACUGAGAUUGACUCUGGUCCCAAUUAAGAAUCUGUCUGGUUAGUCUUCCUCUCUGUCCUGCAUUGGCUUUCAGACCAUAGCUUUGGACUGGGAAAAACAAAAGAAAGAAAAUCCAUAUGAGGAAAAAGACACUGUGCAUUGUGUUUAUGAAUCGAGAGUCACGUCAUCACCUGAUCUGAAAUGUGCUAGCAGGUAUUCAUUGCGUAAGGCUUGAUCUUUGCCUUGUAAGAAACACUGGUAACAACAAUUCAGCUUAUCAUAUGCGAUGGUAACUGCUUUUUAAAAAGAUUUUUAAUAUGCUGUUUGUUUUCAUUGCCUUUAUAAAUUGGAAUUUGACUUUGUUGUAAUUACAUGUUUUGAAUUACCUAUCAUCUUGUUAUCAAAUGAAAAUGUUACUACUAAUGUAAUUGGAGCCGGGAGGCUUGGGCCAACCCCCAUGCAGAUGAUCACUUAAGGUUCUAAUUAAAAUGUUACUGUGCACAUUCUUUGAACAAUUCCUUUGCUUGGUGUAUAUAAUUUCAAGAUGAUGUGGGAUGCUCUGUAUCCAGCUGAAAUAAAAGACCUAUCAGAGAA
Mus musculus (house mouse) is the source of this 2230-nucleotide messenger RNA. RefSeq names its product G protein-coupled receptor 15 (gene Gpr15). Bases 149 to 1231 code for a protein of 360 amino acids. The transcript has a single exon. Gene Ontology annotation, molecular function: virus receptor activity; coreceptor activity; G protein-coupled receptor activity. NCBI's taxonomy places the organism in Eukaryota, Metazoa, Chordata, Mammalia, Rodentia, Muridae. The record is from RefSeq and is marked validated. Gene Ontology annotation, cellular component: endosome; membrane; plasma membrane. Gene Ontology annotation, biological process: T cell migration; G protein-coupled receptor signaling pathway; angiogenesis.